Molecule: messenger RNA, 759 nt
Organism: Lachancea dasiensis
Lineage: Eukaryota; Fungi; Ascomycota; Saccharomycetes; Saccharomycetales; Saccharomycetaceae
Source: the annotation of a GenBank genome assembly
AUGCUUGGCGUGGAGUGGCUGAAGCAAUGGGCAACGACAUGGUGGCAUUUCUUGUUUUCGCUAUUUUAUCAGAAAGAGCUGAAUAUUGUAAUUGUGGGACUACAAAACUCCGGGAAAACCUCCCUGACAAGUGCACUGCUGUCCAAGCCAUUUGAAGAGAACACCAUACCCACAUUAGGGAUGCAAAUGGAACAAUUUCACUUGGGACUCAACAUGGUUCGAGUUUUCGACCUUGCUGGCCAGGCUCGCUUUCACCAUAUGUGGAAAACAUACCUGCUUCGAGCAGAUCUUGUAAUUUUCGUACUGGAUCUUUCUGACAUCACAAAUUGGCAGGAAGUUAAGCAAAAGCUGCACGAAACAAUCUGCGAUACUAACCACGAUGGUAUUCCCAUGUUGAUCGUAGGGAAUAAGAUCGAUUUACUGACGGCUUUGGAACCCACUAAUCUCGUGAAUGGUAGGAAAGCACCCAAGAAAAAUGCUACUGACCAAAGUGCGCUCGAGCAGUGGAAAUCUAUGGCUCCACUGCUGAGAAAUUAUGAAUACGACGAUAUCCCGACAUACCAGCUAGAUGAGUCUAAUCUAUACGUGUUACGAAAUGUCGAAACGCUUUCAAAAGAGCUUGGGUUGGAUCUCAAGAAUGGGAUUCUAUACACCCCAGACUCUCAAAUAUAUCUUGAUCGCGAUUUAGCCGUUUUCACCAUUAGUUGCAAGAAUGGAGAUUACGUUCAAGAUAUAGUGGAUUGGAUCGUCCAACUGUGA